CCUGUGGGGACAGCUUCCCAGGCCAGCUGGGCACUGUGCUGCUGGGCAAGCUGCUGUGGGUACCUCUGUAGGGCCAAGCAGUGGGGUUGGGCUGGAUGAUGUUCAGAGGUCCCUUCCAACCCCACUGUGUGGGGGUCUGUGGUUCUGUGACUUUUUUCAGCUGUACUGCAAUUCUGUGCUCUUCCCCAUGCCUGGUGUCCUGCUGCCUUACAGCCUGAGGCUGUCACAUCUCCUAUUUUUCUACUGUUCCUUUUGAUACAUCUUUGUCCCUUCCCUUCUGCUGGAGCUUUGCAAGCCUUUGGAUGAACACAUAUUAUUUGGGGUUCUUCUGAGAUCCUGCUUCCUCACAGACUCCAUGUGUCCAAGGUUACCCAUCUGGUCAAGGAGACAGAGGUGGAAGCUACUCUGUGUCCUCCUCACCAUGUGGGCUGCAAGGUGAAUGGGGCAGUGAAUGAUGGUGCUCGAUGCCCUCCAGCAGCACACUGGGAACAAACCUCUCAGGAGCUGUUUGAGGGGAAGUCUUGGGGUCUGCUUUGUAGUUUUGUAGUCAGAGGGAAAAUGAAUUCCCAGGAAAAAACCAAACAAACAGCAACCAACCCUUUACCCUUUGCGAUGUCAGCAACUUGGGAUGCCUUUCCCAUUGGAGGAGUGAGGAGACUUCACCUUGGUGCCUCGAGGAGCUGCCAACUCAUCCAUGAGCGGCUAUCUCCUGCCCUGGCAGGGCUGUGAGGCUGGGAGGUGACCUGCUCCUCCAGGAUCUCUGCCAUGGUGCUGAAGGUCUUCUUUCCAUCAUGCUGCUCUUCAGCAGAAAGUGGUAUAUUGGUUGGCCACUGGAUCUCCCAGCAGAGCUCUGCUGUUGUCCUGGCCGUGCUCCACUUCCCUUUCAUUCCUGUCCAGGUGAGGAAGUACCUCAGUCAAGUCCAGCAGGUGACUCAGGUCAGCGUUUCUGUGCUCGGCUCAUGGACCAACAGCAAGCAGGAGAAGGAAGAGAGCCUCAGUCAGUUCUUAGAAGACCUUGGGACAUUAUUUUCCCAUGAGUUGUGGAUUCAGAUAAGCAAAGAGGGAGACAGCAAAUUCUGGAGUUGUUCUGCCCUUCAGAAGCACCACAGCAAGCCUAAGGAGGAAGAAAUCAUCCUGGUGUACUAUGAGCAGCGCAAGGUGAUGCUUUGCCACCUGCAUCCCCCUCUGCACACAGCUGCCUCUGCUGACCAUGGAGCAGCAGAUGCCUCAAAGCUUGCUGCCAUCUUUGAGACAGUUGCAAAGAGCAAGAUGCUGUUCAUGACAGACAGAUAUGAUGAGGGGCCCAUCAAGCUGACCCACUGGCAGUCAGAUGGUGUUGAAGCCAGCAUCAUCGUGGAGCUGCUGAAGCAGGCCUCUGUGCCUGCCUGCAUGCUGCUGUCAUUCCUGCUCUCCCUGGUCUCCUGGAUCUGCAGGAGCAGGGUGCUGAAGUUUUGGCCUUUGUGUUUCUUAUGGAGCAAACUCUCCACUUGUGAGCAGCUGGGACAUCGCCUGCAGCACCUCCAGCUCAUCAGCAGCAACAAGAAGGCUCCAAACCAGACUCAGCAAAUGAGGAAAGCCAACAUCUUGGUGUCCCUACUGCUUGAUGUGGCCCUGGGGCUACUGCUGAUGUCUUGGCUCUACAGAAAGAACAGAAUUGGGCACCUUGCUGACACCCUCAUCCCCGUGGCUGAUCAUGUGGCUGAAGAGCUGCAGGACCUGCUGCAGUGGCUGAUGGGGGCACCAGCUGGACUCAAGAUGAACCGAGCCUUGGAUCAGGUGUUGGGACGCUUCUUCCUCUACCACAUCCACCUCUGGAUCAGCUACAUCCACCUGCUGUCCCCCUUCAUUGAGAUGAUUCUCUGGUACGUGGCUCUGUCAGCCUGUCUGGGCCUGACUGUGGCUCUCUGCAUCCUCUCCGACAUCAUCGCCCUCCUCACCUUCCACAUCUACUGCUUCUACGUCUAUGGAGCCAGGCUCUACUGCCUGAAGAUUUACGGCCUCUCCUCCCUCUGGCGCCUGUUCCGCGGCAAGAAGUGGAACGUGCUGAGGCAGCGCGUCGACUCCUGCUCCUACGACCUGGACCAGUUAUUUAUUGGCACCUUGCUGUUCACCAUCCUGCUCUUCCUCCUGCCUACGACUGCACUCUAUUACUUGGUGUUCACCCUGCUGCGUUUGCUGGUGGUGGUUGUGCAGGGCCUGCUACACCUGCUGGUGGACCUGAUCAACUCCCUGCCUCUCUACUCGCUCCUCCUGCGGCUCUGCAGGUCCUACAGGCUCGCAGCUGGAGUGAAGUUCAGAGUCCUGGAGCAGCAGGAAGGAAAACCUCUCCGACUCCUUAUGCAGAUCAACCCUCUGUCAUAUGGCAGCGUGGUACAGACCUACAGGCUGCCAACCUACAGCUGCUACCCUAAGGACUCCUGGACAUCCCUCUGCAAGAAGCUGUUCCUUGGAGAGCUGAUCUACCCUUGGAAGCACAAAGGAGAGAAGCAGGACUAAAGGAAGCAGUGAAGCUUGAGAGACUUGGUCAGGAAACCACGUGGGAUCCUCCUGCUUUUGGACCAAAGGUGCCUCCAAGCCUAGGUCCCUGUGCCUAGGGUCUGGUGAGGUGGGAAGGGCCUGGAUUUUCUCCAGGCAAGUAUUUUUCAAUAUGAUUUUUCAACUUUCCUCUUCCCCUCACACUCUCUUCGUGGAAUAUGCUGGGAAGGCUUCUUGAAGCCAAAGGUGAAACCUCUCAGUGCCUCCUGAGAGCAGUAUUUUGUGUGGGUGAGGAAGUACCUUCUGAAUGGGCUGCUGCUGCUGGUGAUGAUGAUCUUCUUCCAUGUGAGCUCCCCAGGGGUGUGUUAAAUCAGCCCUUAGGGUGCUGCAAAGCCACAACACUGAGGUGCCAAAGGGUAUUUUGGAGCCUUUUCUGCUUCAGCCUUCAAGCUGUUUGAUCAAAGCCAGGAUGGAGGUUCAGCUUGUUGAGUCCUACGCUGGGUUGCCUCUCCUCAGGGGGGAUUUAUUCUUCUCCUUGUAGCUGAGCUGGGGUUCACCCCCACAGCACAACACAAGAGUGGGGCUGGAGGCCCAGAACUCAGCCUGCUGUACCUUUGUGCAUAUGGGGCCUGUGGGGCCUCAGCUAACUGUUCUGGAAGGCAAAGAGUACUUUGGUGGGGGGGAGGAGGAGCUGAGCCCUGAGCUGACACCAGGACUGAUGUGCUGAGCAUAAGGCUCAGCCUCCAGGCUGCUCAGCCCUGCAGCCAGAGCUCUGGGCUCUGCUAGGGCUCAGGGCUCCUUCUCAUGGUGCCAGUGCUAGGCAAACGGGGCCAGUCCUGGCUGGGAAUGUUCUGCCAGAGGACAGCAGCAGUAGCCCAGCUCUUGGACAGCUCCCCCCGCCCCGGGAGUGUGUGCUGUGUCCUUGCAGUGCCACUGCAUCCUCCUCUUGCUCGGGGCCCAGCUGAGAGCCUCAUCUUUUGCACUUUGUGCCAGUGAAGGAGCUUUGGAAGGCAUCUCAGAUGUGAGACAUCUAAAGCCACUGCAGCUUCAGACACGUUUUCCUCGGCAGAGUUUCCCUGCCCCUGUGGGUCGUGGUGCCCUGGGCUGACUGCUCUCGCUUUGAUGUGGGCCUCCUGUUCCCUGUCUUGGGGAGGGUGCUUCUGAGCACAGGACUGUGAUGUCCCACUGGGUACUUUGUGGUGUGACACAAGAAGGACAUGGACCUGAUGGAGAGACCCCAGAGGAGGCUGUGAAGGUGAUCAGAGGGUAGAGAACCUCUGCUGUGGGGACAGGCUGGGAGAGUUGGGGCUGUUGAGCCUGGAGAAGAGAAUUCUCCAGGGAUACCUCAGAGCAGCCUUUCUGUGCUUGAAGUGGCACCAGGAGAGCUGGGGAUAGACUUUGGAAAAGGGCUGGGAGUGACAGCACAAGGGGGAAAUGGCUUUGAGCUGGGAGAGGGGAGACUGAGAGUGGAGAUGAGGAAGAAAUUGUCUGCAGUGAGGGUGUGGAGAGUCUGGAAGAGUUUGCCCAGGGAGGUGUCGAAGGGCAGGCUGGAUGAGGCCUUGAGCAACCUGGGCUGGUGGGAGCUGUCCCUGCUCAUGGCAGGUGGUUGGAGCUGGAUGAUCUUGAAGUUCCCUUCCAACCCAACCCAUUCUAGGAUUCUAAGAGUUUCUCCCUGCUCCAGCCAUGAAUUAGCUCCAGGUUGUGACAGUCUGAAAGAUGCUUCUCCCUCCAGCUUCAGUCAGAGUGAUGGAGACCCAUCCUCAGUGACACUCUGCAGAACAGAUUUACACUUCGUGUCCCUCUCCUGUUCCCACUGAAGCUCCUAAAUGACAUCACCCUGCUUCCUCCCACGCCUGCACCGUUUGCUUUGCUGGCUGCUGGGAGAGCCUGGACUAUUUUUGGUCUUGUGAAAAUAAUGCUCCUAAUAUCCUGUCUUGGAGAUCUUCCUGGGAGCCCAGACAGCACACCAUGGUCCUAAUUGUGCCUUUCCUUUAGGAUCCACUACCCCAAAAGCCCCAGGGACAGCACAGAGCCAUGAAAAUCAGCAAAGCUGACCUGCCUGUGGGCAACCUGACAGGCACACUGAGUGUUCCACUGUUCCUUUGUGAGAGGCUGGUACUGACUGUGGGAUGGUGAAGUCACGGAACAAAAGAGGUUGGAAGGGACCUCUGGAGGUCAUCCAGUCCAAAGUCCCCUGCCAGAGCAGGCUCACCCAGGACAGGUUGCACAGGAAUACAUCCAGGUGGGUUUGGAAGCUGUGCAGAGAUGCAGACUCCACAACCUUCCAGGACAGCCUGCCCCAGGGCUCUGCCACUCUCACAGUUCCUCCUCAAGUUCAGAUGGAACUUCCUAUGGUCAAGUUUGUGCUCAUUGCCUCUUGUCCUGUCACUGGGGAGCAUUGAGGAGAGUCUGACCCCAUCCUCCUGACAUCCACCCCUUAUUUAUUUGUAAGCAUUGAUCAGACCCUCUCAGCCUCCUCUUCUCCAGGCUGCCCAGCCCAAACUCCCUCAGCCCCUCCUCAGGUGAGAACAGUCCCAGUGCCCUCAGCAUCUCAGCUGAUUCCAGCCCUGCUUUGGGCUCCUCCUCACACUGGCACCAGCUCAUCCUGAACCUUCUGCAAUGCAGAGCACCUAGAGCUGGGACUUGCUGGCCCAGCUGCGAAGUGUCAGCCCCUUGUGGGCACAGUUCUGUGCCACGCAAAGCUGGUGCCUGAGCUCUCUUGCUGUUCCUCACCCUCAGCAUUCUCCUUGCCCCACCAUGGUGUCUGAGCCCAGGAGUUUGUCCUGCUGGCUGCUUGCCAUGGCUCUCCUCUUCCUCUCCAGUCUCUGCUGUGCAAGAAGCUGCCCCCACCCUUUUCCGACUGCACAGAGGCAGGACAGCAGAACAGACAUCCUGCUCAGGAGACUUGGACCUGAGGUCAUCUCUCUAAUUAGAAGCUGGGAUCAGCAGCACCUUCACAGCAGUACAGGCUGGCCCAGUGCUGCCAUUUCCUCAGGGAAGAGGCUGCAGAAGGUGUUCUGGGUCUCAUUUAUUUGCUAGGACCAGUUUUGAGGCCCUCACAUUGAGGGACUGGAGCUUGUCCAGCUGGGGAACAAGGAGGAGCAAAACCACUUCCCAUUUCUCUGUAAAAUUCCCUCCCAAAUUUCCACAUCUUGGUUCCCUUCUACAUUUUGCUACAGCAGCUCCAGAGAAGGGCAACAGCAUGGGGAAAGGGUCUGGAGAAGAGGGCUGGGGAGGAGCAGCUGAGGGAGCUGGAGGUGUGCAGCCUGGAGAAGAGGAGGCUGAGGGCAGAGCUCAUUGCUCUCUGCAGCUCCCUGAGAGGAGGCUGCAGCCAGCUGGGGGUUAGGCUCUGCUCCCUAGUCUCAGGUGAGAGAAGGAGAGGAACUGGCCUGGAAUUGUGCCAGAGGAGGGUUAGGUUGGAGAGAAGGAAGAAUUUCUUUGCUGCCAGAGUGGUCAGGGACUGUCCCAGGCUGCCCAGGGAGGUGGUGGAGUCCCCAGGGUUUGGUGGCAUUGGCUGUGUUGGGUUGCUGGUCAGACUGGAUGAGCUUGGAGGCCUUUUCCAACCCAGACAGUUCUGUGAUUCUAUCCUCAAGUCCACGUUCUCAGUCCUUGGAUGGGAAGCAGUUAAAGAUUUCAGAUCUUCUCUGAUUCCCACCACACAUCCCUCACAGCAGUCACAAGGAAUCUUUGCCAAGCAUCAUCCAAAGGCUGCAAUUGUGCAGAUUUCUUGUGGUGCUUCAUUUCCUUAUGAUUAUUUCUUCCUCUUUGUGGUUCCUAGUGCUGGCACAGCCUCCUGCCCCUCACAGCUCCUUUAGCUCUUGCUGAGCAUUGCUCAGAUGCCCUCUGGGGCUGCUCUUCUGCAGGCUCUCAGCUCCAGGGCUCUCAGCCUUUGCUCCUCCCAGAGCUGCUGCAGGCCCCUCAGCAGCUUUGCAGCCUCCCCCAGACUCUCUCCAGCAGUUCUCUGUCUCUCCUGAACUGGGGAGCCCAGAACUGGACCCAGGACUCCAGAUGUAGCCUCCCCAGGGCAGAGUAGAGGGGGAAGAGAACCUCCUUUGGUCUGCUAGCCACACUCUUCUCAAUGCACCCCACAACCUGCUUGUUACACCACAACAGAAUCACAAACAGGUGGGGAUUGGAAGAAGCCUCUGGAAAUCAUCUGGUCCAGUUCCCCUACUGGGCAGCCUGCUCCAGGCCUCCAGCAGCCUAACAACCAACUUUCUCCUCCUGGUCAGAUGGAGCCUUCUGGAUGCCACUUUGUGUCCCUAGCCCCUUGUCCUGGCCCUGGCCACCACUGACAAAAGCCUGGCCCCAGCCUCUUACCCAGUCUCCAGUUGACAUCUGCUGUAGCUGAUCCUUCUCCCAAGAGUGGUUCAUGGGUUUAAAUAAAGGAUUUUUCAGGAUGCACUGGGA
Pogoniulus pusillus (Red-fronted tinkerbird) is the source of this 6885-nucleotide messenger RNA. RefSeq names its product phosphatidylinositol glycan anchor biosynthesis class Q (gene PIGQ). The record is from RefSeq and is a predicted model, not a curated record. Gene Ontology annotation, cellular component: endoplasmic reticulum; membrane. The transcript has 11 exons. The coding region runs from base 766 to 2496 and encodes 576 amino acids. NCBI's taxonomy places the organism in Eukaryota, Metazoa, Chordata, Aves, Piciformes, Lybiidae. Gene Ontology annotation, biological process: GPI anchor biosynthetic process.